AAAAAAAAAAAAAAACAACCGCACAGUAUCACUUUGGGAAACGUUAAAUAAAUAAAUAAACAUUAGAUUACAGGAAAUUACCAGUAACUGUUUUUUACAGAGUAUGGUAUGGGUAUAGUAACGUAUUUAUCCUCUGCAUCGUGCAAAGAAGCGACCCACAAUUUAGAUAGAAUAUAUAACAAAUUCUGAUCUUACAUUUUCGCUUUUAUUAAUUAUUUAGAGUCUUUGACAUCACCAAAGGGAAAAAAAAAAUGUCUGGAUUUUUCAAUAUGCUGAAAAAAAAGAAAGAACUCAUUCCUCUUAUUGGAAUUAUGACGUUUGCAGCAACAGGAGCCACCUCUGUUGGUAUUUAUUUCUUGGCAACAAAACCAGACGUAAUUCUUUUAAAGUCCAAAAAUCCAGAACCCUGGGAAACCAUAGACCCCUCCAAACCACAGAAGCUUUUAACUAUUAACCAGCAGUGGAAACCAGUGGAAGAAGUACAGAUUGUAAAAGGCUUGAUGAAGUGAAGCCCCCCCAUCCAUCCAUCAGUUCAUACAUUCAUCCACACUCCACCCCCACCCCACCUGAUUUCUGAGCGUCACACCCUCUGCCUGCACCCUGUCAAUCUAACGGAAUCAUUUCUGCACAGACUAGACUCAUUGAAAAACCAGUGUGCGGAAAUGCUUCUGCUACUUUGGUAGGGUUUGGUCACGGACAGGUCUCAGCCUCAUAGGGUUUGAAACUCCAGGACCAACAUCAACAGCAAUCACCGCACAGCAACAGCAAUCGCCGCACAGCUGGCAAGACGAGGUUAUCUGCAAAUAAAACAAUAUUCAUCGUUUGGCAUAGUGUUAAAAUGGGAAGUAUCAUGCUUACUGUGUACAUAUUGGUUUCAAAUAAACAAUAUUUGAAACUCUUA
Polyodon spathula (Mississippi paddlefish) is the source of this 901-nucleotide messenger RNA. Its product is annotated as normal mucosa of esophagus-specific gene 1 protein-like. The coding region runs from base 252 to 509 and encodes 85 amino acids. NCBI's taxonomy places the organism in Eukaryota, Metazoa, Chordata, Actinopteri, Acipenseriformes, Polyodontidae. The record is from RefSeq and is a predicted model, not a curated record. The transcript has 4 exons.